Trichoderma virens Gv29-8 is the source of this 752-nucleotide messenger RNA. RefSeq lists its product as uncharacterized. The record is from RefSeq and is a predicted model, not a curated record. The transcript is spliced from 3 exons. Gene Ontology annotation, molecular function: RNA binding. The coding region runs from base 40 to 420 and encodes 126 amino acids. Gene Ontology annotation, biological process: ribosome biogenesis; maturation of SSU-rRNA; mRNA splicing, via spliceosome. Lineage: Eukaryota; Fungi; Ascomycota; Sordariomycetes; Hypocreales; Hypocreaceae. Gene Ontology annotation, cellular component: U4/U6 x U5 tri-snRNP complex; small-subunit processome; nucleolus.
CCUUGUUCGGGCGAGCCCCCUUAUCCUACGUCGUGAAAAAUGUCAAACGCCAAUGAAGCAGCUUGGCCCUUGGCCGAUGCGGCCCUGACCCAGGAGAUUCUCGAUCUCCUCCAGUCGGCCAUGCACAUCCGUCAGGCUAAGAAGGGUGCUAACGAAGUCACCAAGGCUAUCAACCGUGGAACUUGCGAGCUUGCCGUCCUUGCUGCCGACACCGAGCCCCUGGCUAUCAUCCUCCACAUCCCUCUGAUCUGCGAAGACAAGGGCGUCCCGUACGUCUACGUUCCUAGCAAGACUCUGCUGGGCCGUGCCUGCGGUGUGAGCCGUGCUGUCAUUGCCGCCAGCAUCAGCUCCAACGAGCUGUCUGAGCUGUCUGGCCAGAUCAAGGCUCUGCAGCAGAAGGUCGAGAGACUUGCCAUCUAAACGGGACAUUGCGCCGAGUCUUUUUGCCGCUGGAUCUAGGUCGGAGCGUUUUGCGUGGUUGGAAAUAGCCGUGCUCCGUGUGCGCAUCUGGCUUGACACGUUGGCUGUCAUGUAAAUGCGAGUGCGAAUGCGAGCGCAACGCUUUAGAUUUAGUUGAGCAGGGUCAAUGACAUUUUUCACCUGGGAUAAAAAUUCCCUGUGUUGAGCUGAGCAGCUGUUGUUGGUUCCAUUCAUCUUGUUGUGAUGAUUGUGAUGAUUUUGAUGAUUUGUUGUGCAUGUAAUUGAUGAUGUUAUGCGCAAACCCUACAAAGUCAAAACUCGAGAUUACUUAA